Molecule: messenger RNA, 1320 nt
Organism: Talaromyces rugulosus
Lineage: Eukaryota; Fungi; Ascomycota; Eurotiomycetes; Eurotiales; Trichocomaceae
Exons: 1
Coding region: 1-1320 (439 amino acids)
Molecular function (GO): intramolecular lyase activity
Source: RefSeq, a predicted model, not a curated record
AUGCGAGCCAGGACGCUUCCGCUGUCCGUCUGCAGGCAAUGCCUCGGACGGCCGCGGCAGCAACUUCCUGUAUACCGAUCUGCACGCUUCUUCUCCGGAAACCGACCAUGUUCGGCAGCUUCAACCACGACGACGACCGCAGCAGGGAACAAUCCGCUCCGGACGCCGUCUGCAGAGGAAAUACAAUCACAAAAUGAGGCAAUUGCGCAUUUUCGACGACGCAUCGCGCUCUCGGCUGCUGGUAUAGCCGUGUGUGCGAUUGGGUUGUAUGCGACGGUGAAGAUGAAUGUUUUUGGACUUCCGGAUGAUGACGCCGCCACAACCAACAAAAACAAAGAAGGAGAAAAGAAAAAGUCAAAUAACAACGGCAGUAUCAAACUUGACGGACCUUCCGGAUUCCCAAGCAGCCCCUCGGUGAUCCGCAUCCAGGGCCAAGACGGUAUCGAGCAGGUCGAAACGGGCAACAGCGCUGUACCGCUAUUCCCAACGACAGUGCGACUGCCCAAGACACUCAAUGCGUCUACACUGGCCCCGGGUCAGGAUUUACCACAAAAUGCCGAAGAAGAGGAGGAAUACCAGUUACUCGGAUUCGGCAUCCGAUCCGUUUCAUUCCUCGCCAUUCAGGUCUACGUCGUCGGCCUAUACAUUGCCAAACCGGACAUCGCCGCACUGCAACAAAGCCUAGUCAAGAUAGGCGUGCAGCCACCCUCGGAAAACCUCGCGAAGAACGGUACCGUGUCAGCGACAUCGCUGGUGUCGACGGAGCGCGAGGCACUCAAGGAUCUGCUCCUAGACCCCGAGCGCGGCGAAGAGGCAUGGACGUCGAUCCUAAAGGAAAGCAAUAUCCGCACGGCAGUGCGCAUUGUACCCACACGCAACACAGACUUUAUGCAUUUGCGAGACGCGUGGGUUCGACACAUGACGAACCGCGCGCAACGCGAGGCUGCCGAGGCCAGAGAAGUCGUCAAGGCCGGGAAAAUCCCAGGACCGAGUGAGUUUCAGGACGAUAGCUUUGGCGAGUCGAUACGCGAGUUUAAGACGCUGCUAAGCGGUGGGUCGCGCAAGGCUAUUCCAAAGGGCCAGGUGUUGUUCCUGUUGCGCGAUCAGCGCGGCGGACUUGAUGCGCUGUUCCAGCCAGACCCACAGAAUGCGAUCAAGUGGAUGGGUCGUAUUGCUGAUGAGCGAGUGAGUCGGUGUGUGUGGUUGAACUAUCUUGCUGGCAAGGCGGUUGCCAGCGAUGCUGCGCGGAAAAGCAUCGUUAAUGGGACGAUGAGCAUCGUUGAGCGUCCCGUGGGCACUGUCAUUCAAAAGGUCAUCUAA